AUGAUCGGCCAACACGCGGGACUGGAGGAGGUCAACGCAGACUUUCAUCGGCAGCAUACCCUGCGACUGGAGAACGUCGUCGAUGUUGCGAUUGGGCGAAUACAAUCCUGGUCUCGGAUACAGGACGCGAAGACGGACGUCACCCAUCGCAUACGUACUCGCCAUACGAUGUGGACCAGAUUGAUGGCGCAGAGCUUCGCUUUCGUUCGCGAGAGGAAGAUCGACCUCGUCGAGUCGCAACCAGAGCGCCCGUUCUUCGAUAUCACGUCCUUUGCUUUCACUAUGUACGGUAACGACAACGGUGUGCCAUUCGACGAGCUCUCGGCUUUCUUCGACCAACCUGCGGAGUUCCCCUUCCAACAUAUCCGCCACCUCACGUUCUCGAUUGGGCCUCAAGAAAAUUAUUCCUUCCCCGAGCAACAGUUCGUGGAUGACUUUAUGAAUCGCAUGGCCGACCUCCUGUCCAAUUGGACGGUACUUGAGACGUUUACCUUUCACUUCGACCUCCAUGGGAGGAGAUGGCAGACUACAAACCCGGAAGGAUAUGUGCCAAUACUCGACGACACGACGGUUCCUACGGAGCAGGCUGGUGAAGAAGAGCCGACCCUUCGCCACAUACUAUAUCAUCUUUCGCCAUCUGCCGCUCUCAAAGUCAUCGGGGAGGUAUCGUGGGUUCUCGGUCGCGACGUGGGCAUCGACGACGAUUCUAUCGAGCUCGACUUGAUUUGGCUGGAUCGAAACGAGCACAUCGUCACCAAAGGCGUGCGCGUUCUUGCGGAGAAGUGUCGGAAGUUGCGAGCGUUUCGUUGGUUCGUGGACCUGUCUUCGGACAACCCGUCGACGCAGUGGGCCUACGAGAUUGCGCGCGACAUGGACGGGAAGGUUCAAGAUGUACAGGUGCAGACAUCCUGCUUGAUGAGCCGUAAGGAGACCCUCCUCGAGUUCAAGGUAUUGGUCGGGCAGGAGCUACAGACUGUGGCAGAGGCAUGGCCAGCGCGUCAUGACGAGUACAUCUGGUAG
Molecule: messenger RNA, 1020 nt
Organism: Schizophyllum commune H4-8
Lineage: Eukaryota; Fungi; Basidiomycota; Agaricomycetes; Agaricales; Schizophyllaceae
Exons: 2
Coding region: 1-1020 (339 amino acids)
Source: RefSeq, a predicted model, not a curated record